CUUUCAGGAAGAUGACAGAAUCAGGAGAAAGAUGCUGUUUUGCACUAUCUUGAUUUGUUACAGCAGCCAACUUAUUGGCAUGAUGGAGUGACAGGAAAAACAGCUGGCAUGGAAGAUGAAAGAGAAGAUGUUCAAAAGAAAACAUUCACAAAAUGGAUAAAUGCACAAUUUUCUAAGUUUGGGAAGCAGCACAUAGAGAACCUCUUCAGUGACCUGCAGGAUGGAAGACGCAUCCUAGACCUCCUCGAAGGCCUGACAGGGCAAAAACUGCCAAAAGAAAAAGGAUCCACACGGGUUCAUGCCCUGAACAAUGUCAACAAGGCUCUGCGGGUCUUGCAGAAAAAUAAUGUGGAUUUAGUGAAUAUUGGAAGCACUGACAUAGUAGAUGGGAAUCAUAAACUGACUCUUGGUUUGAUUUGGAAUAUAAUCCUCCACUGGCAGGUCAAAAAUGUAAUGAAGAAUAUCAUGGCUGGAUUGCAACAAACCAAUAGUGAAAAGAUUCUCCUGAGCUGGGUCCGACAAUCAACUCGUAAUUAUCCACAGGUUAAUGUCAUCAACUUUACCACCAGCUGGUGUGAUGGCCUGGCUCUGAAUGCCCUCAUCCACAGUCAUAGGCCAGACCUGUUUGAUUGGAAUAGUGUGGUUUGCCAGCAGUCACCCACACAACGACUGGAACAUGCCUUCAACAUUGCCAAAAGUCAACUUGGCAUAGAAAAACUACUGGAUCCGGAAGAUGUUGCCACAACUUAUCCAGAUAAGAAGUCCAUCUUAAUGUACAUCACAUCACUUUUCCAAGUUCUGCCCCAACAAAUCAGCAUUGAAGCCAUCCAGGAAGUAGAGAUGUUGCCAAGGCCAUCAAAAGUGACUAGAGAAGAACAUUUCCAAUUACAUCAUGAAAUGCACUAUUCCCAACAGAUCACAGUCAGUCUAGCACAGGGCUAUGAGCGAACUUCUUCUCCCAAGCCUCGAUUCAAGAGCUAUGCCUACACACAGGCUGCUUAUGUCAGCACCUCUGACCCCACCCGGAGCCCAUUUCCUUCUCAGCGUUUGGAAGCUGCUGGAGACAAAUCAUUUGGCAGUCCAUUGAUGGAGACUGAAGUGAAUCUGGACAGUUACCAAACAGCUCUAGAAGAAGUACUGUCAUGGCUUCUUUCUGCUGAAGACACGUUGCAGGCACAAAGAGAAAUUUCAAAUGAUGUAGAAGAAGUGAAAGAACAGUUUCAUACACAUGAGGGGUACAUGAUGGAUUUGACAUCUCAUCAGGGGCGUGUUGGUAAUGUUCUGCAACUGGGAAGUCAAUUGCUUCAAACCGGGAAAUUAUCAGAAGAUGAAGAAACUGAAGUACAAGAACAAAUGAAUCUCCUAAAUUCAAGAUGGGAGUGUCUCAGGGUAGCAAGCAUGGAAAAACAAAGCAGCUUGCAUAAAGUUCUAAUGGAUCUCCAGAACCAGAAACUGAAAGAGUUAGAUGACUGGUUGACAAAAACAGAAGAGAGAACAAGAAAAAUGGAGGAAGAGCCCCUUGGACCUGAUCUUGAAGAUCUAAAACGCCAAGUACAACAACAUAAGAUGCUUCAAGAAGAUCUUGAACAGGAACAAGUCAGAGUUAAUUCUCUCACUCAUAUGGUGGUGGUAGUUGAUGAAUCUAGUGGAGAACAUGUGACUGCUGCUUUGGAAGAACAACUUAAGGGACUGGGAGAUCGAUGGGCAAAUAUUUGUAGGUGGACAGAAGAUCGCUGGGUUCUUUUGCAAGACAUUCUUCUCAAAUGGCAGCGCUUUACUGAGGAACAGUGCCUUUUCAGUACAUGGCUUUCAGAAAAAGAAGACGCAGUGAAUAAGAUUCAUACAACUGGCUUUAAGGAUCAAAAUGAAAUGCUCUCAAGUCUUCAAAAACUAACUGUUUUAAAAGCGGACCUAGAAAAGAAAAAGCAAACAAUGGACAAACUUUCUUCACUCAACCAAGAUCUUAUUUCAACACUGAAAAAUAAGUCAGUGACCCAAAAAAUGGAAUCAUGGCUGGAAAAUUUUGCCCAGCGUUGGGAUAACUUAGUCCAGAAACUCGAGAAGAGCACAACACAGAUUUCACAGGCUGUCACCACCACUCAGCCAUCACUAACACAGACAACUGUAAUGGAAACAGUAACUAUGGUGACCACAAGGGAACAAAUCCUGGUAAAGCAUGCUCAAGAGGAGCUUCCACCACCACCUCCCCAAAAGAAGAGGCAGAUUGUCGUGGAUUCUGAAAUCAAGAAAAGGUUGGAUGUCGACAUAACUGAACUUCACAGCUGGAUUACUCGCUCAGAAGCUGUGUUACAGAGUCCUGAAUUUGCAAUAUAUCGAAAGGAAGGCAACUUCUCAGACCUGAAAGAAAAAGUCAAUGCCAUUGAGCAAGAAAAAGCCGAGAAGUUCAGAAAACUGCAAGAUGCCAGCAGAUCAGCUCAGGCCCUGGCGGAACAGAUGGUGAAUGAGGGUGUUAAUGCCGACAGCAUCAAGCAAGCCUCGGAACAGCUGAACAGCCGGUGGAUGGAGUUCUGUCAGCUGCUAAGUGACAGGCUACACUGGCUGGAGUACCAGAACAGCAUUAUCACUUUCUAUAAUCAGCUACAACAAUUGGAGCAGAUGAUAACUACUGCUGAAAACUGGUUGAAAAGCCAGCCUGCCACUGCAUCAGAGCCAGCAGCAAUUAAAAGCCAGUUGAAAAUGUGUAAGGAUGAAGUCAACCGUCUGUCAGCUCUUCAGUCUCAAAUUGAGCGAUUAAAGAGUCAAAGCAUAGCUCUGAAAGAGAAAGGACAAGGGCCAAUGUUCCUGGAUGCAGACUUCGUGGCCUUUACAAAUCAUUUUAACCAGGUGUUUGCGGAUGCCCAGGCGAAAGAGAAAGAACUACAGACAAUCUUUGACGCUUUGCCACCCACGCGUUAUCAGGAGACGAUGAGUACCAUACGGAUGUGGCUGCAGCAGUCGGAGCCCAAGCUCUCUGUCCCUCAGCUUAGCGUCACUGAGUAUGAAAUCAUGGGGCAGAGACUUGGGGAGUUGCAGGCUUUGCAAAGCUCUCUGCAAGAGCAACAAAGUGGCCUAACUUAUCUCAGUACCACUGUGAAGGAAAUGACCAAGAAAGCACCCUCUGAAAUUGGCCAGAAAUAUUUGUCAGAGUUUGAAGAGAUCGAGGCACGUUGGAAGAAGCUCUCCUCCCAGCUGGUGGAUCACUGUCAAAAGUUAGAGGAACAAAUGAGUAAACUCCGAAAAAUUGAGAAUCACAUAAAAACUCUGAAGAAAUGGAUGGCUGAAGUUGAUGUUUUCCUAAAGGAGGAAUGGCCUGCCCUUGGGGAUUCUGAAAUUCUGAAAAAGCAGCUGAAACAAUGCAGACUUUUAGUCAAUGAUAUUCAAACAAUCCAGCCCAGUCUAAAUAGUGUCAAUGAAAGUGGACAGAAGAUAAAGAAUGAGGCUGAGUCAGAGUUCGCAUCCAGACUUGAGACGGAACUCAAAGAACUUAACAGUCAAUGGGAUGACAUGUGCCAGCAGGUUUAUGCCAGAAAGGAUGCAUUAAAAGGAGGUUUGGAUAAAACUGUAAGUCUUCAGAAAGAUCUGUCAGAGAUGCAUGAGUGGAUGACACAAGCAGAGGAAGAAUAUUUGGAAAGAGAUUUUGAAUAUAAAACUCCAGAUGAAUUACAGACAGCAGUUGAAGAGAUGAAGAGAGCUAAAGAAGAGGCUCAACAGAAGGAAUCAAAAGUGAAACUCCUAACGGAGUCAGUAAAUAGUGUCAUAGCUCAAGCUCCACCUGCUGCACAAGAGGCCUUACAAAAGGAACUCGAGACUCUAACCACCAACUAUCACUGGCUGUGCACGAGGCUGAAUGGGAAAUGCAAGACUUUGGAGGAAGUCUGGGCAUGUUGGCAUGAACUAUUGUCAUAUUUGGAGAAGGCAAACAAGUGGCUAAGUGAAGUAGAAAUCAAACUUAAAACCAUGGAGACCGUUCCUGGUGGAGCCGAGGACAUUUCUGAAGUGCUCAAUUCACUUGACAAUUUGAUGCAACAUUCAGAGGACAACCCGAAUCAAAUUCGUAUAUUGGCACAGACUCUAACAGAUGGCGGAGUCAUGGAUGAACUCAUUAAUGAAGAACUUGAGACAUUUAAUUCUCGCUGGAGAGAACUACAUGAGGAGGCCGUAAGGAGGCAAAAGUUACUUGAACAGAGUAUCCAGUCUGCCCAAGAGAUUGAAAAAUCUUUGCACUUAAUUCAGGAGUCCCUUGAGUUCAUUGACAAGCAAUUGGCAGCUUAUAUUGCUGACAAGGUGGACGCAGCGCAAAUGCCUCAGGAAGCCCAGAAAAUUCAGUCUGAUUUGACAAGUCAUGAGAUUAGUCUAGAAGAAAUGAAGAAACACAACCAAGGGAAAGAAGCUGCACAAAGGGUCCUAACCCUAAUCGGUGUGGCACAGAAAAAAUUGCAAGAUGUCUCCCUGAAGUUUCGAUUAUUCCAGAAGCCAGCCAAUUUCGAGCAGCGUCUAGAGGAAAGUAAGAUGAUCUUGGAUGAAGUAAAGAUGCACUUGCCUGCACUGGAAACAAAGAGUGUUGAACAGGAAGUAGUACAGUCACAGUUAAAUCACUGUGUGAACUUGUAUAAAAGUCUGAGUGAGGUGAAGUCUGAAGUGGAAAUGGUGAUAAAGACUGGGCGUCAGAUUGUACAGAAGAAGCAGACGGAAAACCCCAAAGAGCUGGAUGAAAGAGUCACAGCUUUAAAAUUGCACUACAACGAGCUGGGAGCAAAGGUAACAGAAAGAAAGCAACAGUUGGAGAAAUGCUUAAAAUUAUCCCGUAAGAUGCGAAAGGAAAUGAAUGCUUUAACGGAGUGGCUGGCAGCUACAGAUACGGAAUUGACAAAGAGAUCAGCAGUUGAAGGAAUGCCUAGUAAUUUGGAUGCCGAAAUUGCCUGGGGAAAGGCUAUUCAGAAAGAAGUAGAAAAACAGAAGGUUCACUUGAAGAGUGUCACAGAACUAGGAGAAGCUUUGAAAGCGGUUCUGGGCAAGAAGGAGACCUUGGUGGAAGAUAAACUCAGUCUUCUGAAUAGUAACUGGGUAGCUGUCACUUCUCGAGCAGAAGAGUGGCUCAAUCUUCUGAUGGAAUACCAGAAACACAUGGAGAACUUUGACCAGAAUGUAGAUCACAUCACCAAGUGGAUCAUUCAGGCUGAUACACUUCUGGAUGAAUCUGAGAAAAAGAAACCACAACAAAGAGAAGACAUACUUAAGCGCUUAAAGGCUGAAAUGAAUGACAUACGCCCAAAGGUGGACUCCAUUCGUGAUCAAGCAGCAAACUUGAUGGCAAACCGAGGUGACCACUGCAGGAAAGUAGUAGAACCUAAAAUCUCAGAGCUCAACCAUCGAUUUGCAGCCAUUUCUCACAGAAUUAAGACUGGAAAGGCCUCAAUUCCUUUGAAGGAAUUGGAGCAGUUUAACUCAGAUAUACAAAAAUUGCUUGAACCACUGGAGGCUGAAAUUCAGCAGGGGGUGAAUCUGAAAGAGGAAGACUUCAAUAAAGAUAUGAGUGAAGACAAUGAGGGUACUGUAAAAGAAUUGUUGCAAAGAGGAGACAACUUACAACAAAGAAUCACAGAUGAGAGAAAGCGAGAGGAAAUAAAGAUAAAACAGCAGCUGUUACAGACAAAACAUAAUGCUCUCAAGGAUUUGAGGUCUCAAAGAAGAAAAAAGGCUCUAGAAAUUUCUCAUCAGUGGUAUCAGUACAAGAGGCAGGCUGAUGAUCUCCUGAAGUGCUUGGAUGACAUUGAAAAAAAAUUAGCCAGCCUACCUGAACCCAAAGAUGAAAGGAAAAUAAAGGAAAUUGAUCGUGAAUUGCAGAAGAAGAAAGAGGAGCUGAAUGCAGUGCAUAGGCAAGCUGGGGGCUUGUCUGAGGAUGGGGCCGCAAUGGCAGUGGAACCAAUUCAGAUCCAGCUCAGCAAGCGCUGGCGGGAAAUUGAGAGCAAAUUUGCUCAGUUUCGAAGACUCAACUUUGCACAAAUUCACACUGUCCGUGAAGAAACGAUGGUAGUGAUGACUGAAGACAUGCCUUUGGAAAUUUCAUAUGUGCCUUCUACUUAUCUGACUGAGAUCACUCAUGUCUCACAAGCCCUAUCAGAAGUGGAUCACCUUCUCAAUGCUCCUGACCUCUCUGCUAAAGAUUUUGAAGAUCUCUUUAAACAGGAGGAGUCUCUAAAGAAUAUAAAAGAAUGUAUGCAACAAAUCUCAGGUCGGAUUGAUGUUAUUCACAACAAGAAGACGGCAGCACUGCAAAGUGCCACAGCUGUGGAAAGGACAAAGCUCCAGGAAGCUCUGUCACAACUCGAUUCCCAGUGGGAAAAAGUUAAUAAAAUGUACAAGGAGCGACAAGGGCGAUUUGACAGAUCUGUUGAGAAGUGGCGGCGUUUUCAUUAUGAUAUGAAGAUAUUUAAUCAAUGGCUAACAGAAGCUGAACAAUUUCUCACAAAAACACAGAAUCCUGAGAAUUGGGAACACGCUAAAUAUAAAUGGUAUCUUAAGGAGCUCCAGGAUGGCAUUGGGCAGCGGCAAACUGUCGUCAGAUCAUUGAAUACAACUGGGGAAGAAAUAAUUCAGCAGUCCUCAAAAACAGAUGCCAAUAUUCUGCAGGAAAAAUUGGGAGGCUUGAAUCUGCGCUGGCAGGAGGUCUGCAAACAGCUGGCAGAAAGGAGAAAGAGGCUAGAAGAACAAAAGAAUAUCCUCUCGGAAUUUCAAAGAGAUUUAAGUGAAUUUGUUUUGUGGUUGCAAGAAGCAGAUGCCAUUGCCAGCGUUACAGUUGAACCUGAAAAUGAGCAGCAACUAAAAGAAAAGCUUGACCAAGUCACGCUACUGGCAGAAGAGUUGCCCUUGCGCCAGGGAAUUCUAAAACAAUUAAAUGAAGCAGGAGGAAAGGCACUUGUAAGUGCUCCCGGAAGCCCAGAAGAGCGAGAUAAACUUGAAAAUAAGCUCAAACAGACAAAUCUCCAGUGGAUAAAGGUUUCUAGAGUUUUGCCUGAGAAGCAAAGGGAGAUUGAGGCUCACGUGAAAGACCUUGGACAGCUGGAAGAGCAAUUAAAGCAGCUGCUUCUGUGGCUGGUGCCGAUCAGGAAUCAAUUGGAAAUUUGUAACCAAUCAAGUCAAGUAGGAACAUUUGAUAUCAAGGAAACUGAAGUAGCAGUUCAAGCUAAGCAACCGGAUGUGGAAAGAAUUUUGUCUAAAGGGCAGCAUUUGUACAAAGAAAAACCAGCCACUCAGCCGCUGAAGAGGAAGUUAGAAGACCUGAGUGCUGAGUGGAAGACUGUGAACUAUCUCCUGCAAGAGCUAAGGGGAAAGCGAUCUGACCUCACUUCUGGAGCUGCCCCUGUUGGAGCAGCUGCUGGUCAGACUGUUACUCUGGUAACACAACCUGUGGUUACCCGGGAAAUCGCCCUCUCCAAACCGGAAAUGCCAUCUUCCUUGCUGUUGGAGGUACCUGCUCUGGCUGAUUUCAACCGGGCGUGGACAGAACUUACCGACUGGCUUUCUCUGCUUGAUCGAGUUUUGAAAUCACAACGAGUGAUGGUGGGUGAUCUUGAAGACAUCAAUGAAAUGAUCAUGAAGCAAAAGACAACAUUGCAAGACUUGGAACAGAGGCGCCCCCAGUUAGAAGAACUCAUUACGGCUGCACAGAAUUUGAAAAACAAAACGAGCAAUCAAGAGGCUAGAACAAUCAUUACAGACCGAAUUGAAAGAAUUCAGAAUCAGUGGGACGAAGUACAGGAACACCUUCAAAACCGGAGGCAGCAGUUGAGUGAGAUGUUGAAGGAUUCAAUGCAAUGGUUAGAAGCCAAAGAAGAAGCCGAGCAGGUCUUAGGACAAGCCAGGGCCAAGCUUGAGUCGUGGAAGGAGGGUCCAUACACAGUGGAUGCGGUCCAAAGGAAAAUCACAGAAACCAAGCAAUUGUCCAAAGAUCUCCGCCAGUGGCAGAUAAAUGUAGAUGUGGCUAAUGACUUAGCACUGAAGCUUCUAAGAGAUUAUUCUGCAGAUGAUACCAGAAAAGUGCACAUGACCACAGAGAACAUCAAUGCCUCCUGGGGAAGCAUUCAGAAAAGAGUGAAUGAGCGAGAAGCGACUUUGGAAGAAGCUCAUAGAUUACUGCAACAGUUCCCUCUGGACCUGGAGAAGUUUCUUGCCUGGCUGACGGAAGCUGAAACAACUGCCAAUGUGCUACAGGAUGCUACCCGUAAGGAGAGGCUCCUGGAAGAUGCCAAGGGAGUCAGAGAGCUGAUGAAACAAUGGCAAGACCUCCAAGGAGAAGUUGAAGCUCACACAGACAUCUAUCACAACCUGGAUGAAAAUGGCCACAAAAUCCUGAGAUCGUUGGAAGGUUCUGAGGAAGCGGUCCUGUUACAAAGGCGUUUGGAUAACAUGAAUUUCAAGUGGAGUGAACUUCGGAAAAAGUCUCUCAACAUUAGAUCCCACUUGGAAGCCAGUUCUGAACAGUGGAAGCGUCUGCACCUUUCUCUUCAGGAACUUCUGGUGUGGCUACAGCUAAAGGAUGAUGAAUUAAGUCGGCAGGCGCCCAUUGGAGGCGAUCUUCAAGCAGUUCACAAACAGAAUGAUGUACACAGGACCUUCAAGAGGGAAUUGAAAACUAAAGAACCUGUAAUCCUGAGUACCCUGGAGACCGUGCGGAUAUUUCUGACAGAACAGCCUUUGCAAGGACUAGAGAAACUCGACCAGGAGCCCAGAGAGCUGCCUCCUGACGAGAGAGCCCAGAAUGUCACUCGGCUCCUACGAAAGCAGGCCGAGGAGGUCAACACUGAGUGGGAGAAAUUAAACCUGCACUCCGCUGACUGGCAGAGAAAAAUAGAUGAGGCCCUUGAGACACUCCAGGCACUUCAGGCGGCGACGGAUGAGCUCGACCUCAAGUUACGUCAAGCUGAGGUGAUCAAGGGAUCCUGGCAGCCUGUGGGCGAUCUCCUUAUUGACUCUCUCCAAGAUCACCUCGAGAAAGUCAAGGCUCUCCGAGGAGAAAUUGCACCUCUUAAAGAGAAUGUAAGCCACGUCAAUGACCUUGGCCGCCAGCUCACCACACUGGGUAUUCAGCUCUCACCAUAUAACCUCAACACUUUGGAAGACCUGAACACCAGAUGGAAGCUUCUGCAGGUGGCCGUGGAGGAUCGCAUCAGGCAGCUGCAUGAAGCCCACAGGGACUUCGGGCCAGCGUCCCAGCACUUCCUUUCCACCUCUGUUCAGGGUCCCUGGGAGAGAGCCAUCUCACCCAACAAAGUGCCCUACUAUAUCAACCAUGAGACCCAGACCACUUGCUGGGACCAUCCCAAAAUGACUGAACUCUACCAGUCUUUAGCUGACCUGAAUAAUGUCCGAUUCUCAGCAUACAGGACUGCCAUGAAACUCCGAAGACUCCAGAAGGCCCUUUGCUUGGAUCUCUUGAGCCUGUCGGCUGCAUGUGAUGCCUUGGACCAGCACAACCUCAAGCAAAAUGACCAGCCCAUGGAUAUCCUGCAGAUCAUCAACUGUUUGACCACUGUUUAUGACCGCCUAGAACAAGAGCACAACAAUUUGGUCAAUGUCCCUCUGUGUGUAGAUAUGUGUCUCAACUGGCUGCUGAACGUUUAUGACACGGGACGUACCGGGAGGAUCCGUGUCCUGUCUUUUAAAACUGGCAUCAUUUCUCUGUGUAAAGCACAUUUGGAAGACAAGUACAGAUACCUUUUCAAGCAAGUGGCAAGUUCAACAGGAUUUUGUGACCAGCGUAGGCUGGGCCUCCUGCUGCAUGAUUCUAUCCAAAUACCAAGACAGUUGGGUGAAGUUGCGUCCUUUGGGGGCAGUAACAUUGAACCGAGUGUCAGGAGCUGCUUCCAGUUUGCCAAUAAUAAGCCCGAGAUUGAAGCAGCACUAUUUCUGGACUGGAUGAGACUGGAGCCCCAGUCCAUGGUGUGGCUGCCUGUCCUGCAUAGAGUGGCUGCUGCGGAAACUGCCAAGCAUCAGGCCAAGUGCAACAUCUGCAAGGAGUGUCCCAUCAUUGGAUUCAGGUACAGGAGCCUAAAGCACUUUAAUUAUGACAUCUGCCAAAGCUGCUUCUUUUCUGGACGAGUUGCAAAAGGCCAUAAAAUGCACUAUCCCAUGGUGGAAUAUUGCACACCGACUACAUCAGGAGAAGAUGUUCGUGACUUUGCCAAGGUAUUAAAAAACAAAUUUCGAACCAAAAGGUAUUUUGCGAAGCAUCCCCGAAUGGGCUACCUGCCAGUGCAGACUGUCUUAGAGGGGGACAACAUGGAAACUCCCGUUACUCUGAUCAACUUCUGGCCAGUAGAUUCUGCGCCUGCUUCGUCCCCUCAACUUUCACACGAUGAUACUCAUUCACGCAUUGAACAUUAUGCUAGCAGGCUAGCAGAAAUGGAAAACAGCAAUGGAUCUUAUCUAAAUGAUAGCAUCUCUCCUAAUGAGAGCAUAGAUGAUGAACAUUUGUUAAUCCAGCAUUACUGCCAAAGUUUGAACCAGGACUCCCCCCUGAGCCAGCCUCGUAGUCCUGCCCAGAUCUUGAUUUCCUUAGAGAGUGAGGAAAGAGGGGAGCUAGAGAGAAUCCUAGCAGAUCUUGAGGAAGAAAACAGGAAUCUGCAAGCAGAAUAUGAUCGUCUGAAGCAACAGCAUGAACAUAAAGGCCUGUCCCCACUGCCGUCCCCUCCUGAAAUGAUGCCCACCUCCCCCCAGAGCCCCCGCGACGCUGAGCUCAUUGCUGAGGCCAAGCUACUGCGUCAACACAAAGGCCGCCUGGAAGCCAGGAUGCAAAUCCUGGAAGAUCACAAUAAACAGCUGGAGUCACAGUUACAUAGGCUAAGGCAGCUGCUGGAGCAACCCCAAGCAGAGGCCAAGGUGAAUGGCACAACCGUGUCCUCUCCUUCUACCUCUCUUCAGAGGUCAGACAGCAGCCAGCCUAUGCUGCUCCGCGUCGUUGGGAGUCAAACUUCAGAAUCCAUGGGUGAGGAAGAUCUUCUCAGUCCUCCCCAGGACACAAGCACAGGGUUAGAAGAGGUGAUGGAGCAACUUAACAACUCCUUCCCUAGCUCAAGAGGAAGAAAUACCCCUGGGAAGCCAAUGAGAGAGGACACAAUGUAGGAAGCCUUUUCCACAUGGCAGGAGAUUUGGGCAGAGCAAUGGAGUCCUUAGUCUCAGUCAUGACAGAUGAAGAAGGAGCAGAAUAAAUGUUUUACAACUCCCGAUUCCCGCAUGGUUUUUAUAAUAUUCAUACAACAAAGAGGAUUAGACAGUAAGAGUUUACAAGAAAUAAAAUCUAUAUUUUUGUGAAGGGUAGUGGUACUAUACUGUAGAUUUCAGUAGUUUCUAAGUCUGUUAUUGUUUUGUUAACAAUGGCAGGUUUUACACGUCUAUGCAAUUGUACAAAAAAAGUUAUAAGAAAACUACAUGUAAAAUCUUGAUAGCUAAAUAACUUGCCAUUUCUUUAUAUGGAACGCAUUUUGGGUUGUUUAAAAAAUUUAUAACAGUUAUAAAGAAAGAUUGUAAACUAAAGUGUGCUUUAUAAAAAAAAAGUUGUUUAUAAAAACCCCUAAAAACAAACGUAUGUGCACACACAGACGCGCACACACACACACACACACACAAUCUUUGAGGCAGUGUAUUGUUUUGCAUCCUUUUAGCGUGACAUCCAUAUACAAAAUUCAUAGCUUUGUUUUUUUCUUGCAUAUUGAAGAUAGGACUUUCUCUAACACCACCAACCAGCUAAUCCACAUUUUUUUUUAAGAAUUACUGACUGAGGGGCUGGCUGCAGAGUUUCAUUUGAUACAUCUGUAUGUCUAUAAGUAUAUAACUACUAUAGGUAUAUAGAUAAAAGAGGAAUUUCUCUGGGCUUUUCAAAUUUAACUGUUCCUGUUGCUUCCUAAUGGAAAGAGAUUGCUUCUAGUCACCCAGGCUUACCUGCCUGGUCUACAGUGAAUUUUCCGGAAGCCUGAAGCCAGCACAAGACUACCACAUUCUAACAUCGUCUGGGCCUCCAGAUGGCCCUCCUUUUAAACUUGCCACCUACUAGAAAACUAAACUGUUUUUAAAAAGGAACAUGCGAAUGACUACACAUGUUCUUAUAUUAGAAUAAUCCCUUGGUUGCUCUAUUCCACUUCCUGCAGCCUGCAAUGCCAGGAUUUCCACUUGCUGAUGCCUCAGUGGAAGACAGAGCAUCCAAGCAGAAGGCAAAACUUAGGCUCCCAGGCAGUAGGUUGAUGGUAGGGCCAAAGGGCUUGGGAUUCUCAGCUGAUUCCUGUGAGAGCAAUCCUUGACAAAGGAUUGACUGAAUAUUCAUAACCAUGCAUCUAGAUCAGUACAAUCACAAUUGCAUUAGUCUGCCCUCUUCUCAGUCCAAUGAAAGUGAGUGAUUUUGUUGUGGUUUGGGGUUUUUUCCCCUGUUGUGAUUUAUUUUUCUUUCUUUCCUAAUGCUACAUAAAUUGCUUUAAAAUAAUCCUUCAGAAAUCAUUUAAGACAGUAAGCCUGUCACAUUAUACUACUGGCUAAAUAGCAACCCAACUGUGUAUCCCUCUUUUGCUUUUGUCUGCAAGGAAUUCCCCCCAAGUGGGAAGGCAAACCAAAAGCUACUGCACACCAUUCUCUGGUGAAUUAGGUAGGUUAAACAUAUGAAUAAGCAAAACUUGUUUAAAAACAGCAGGAAAAAGAAGAGAGGAAAAGCUAAGGACUGCUAGGGGGGAAAAAAAGCUUUAACUCUUUGUCAUUUUAUUACUCUUAGAUUUUUUUAAAUUCAUUCAUUUAAUAGAAGUCACCCUAUGACUUAUUAUUUUACAAAUCUGUUACCUCUGACAUCAAGUGUAAUUAACUUUUGGAGAGUGAGUCUGUCCAUUAUUUUAUUAAUGAUAAUUAACAUCAAACACAGCUUCUCAUGCUAUUUCUACCUCACUUUGGUUUUGGGGUGUUCCUGAUACUUGCGCACCCCUGAUUUCACAGCUUCACCACUUGUCUAUUGUAUGAGCAUCUUUCUCCAUUUUCUCGAAUUUCAAAAAAAAAAACAAAAAAAAAAAACAAAAAAAACCCCAAAGCUCUAAAGUAACACACAUGCAGAUUUGGCUUUAGUCUAGCAUUUCUUCUUCUUGUGACGCUGGACUUUUUCUCAAGGCAGUGAUUUUUUAACCAAGAUUUGAAACAAGGGGUUAUGUUCUAUCCUACUAAGAAGUUUGAGUUUCAUUCUGGAAAUCAGAGGUAAAUAGAAUGCAUAAUCUUGUUUUAAUCUUCUUGUUUUUGUUUUAUCUUUAAGACACUAGCUCUGGGGUGAGUCUGUCAAAAUAUUUGAAUUAAAAAUUGAGAGCUUUAUUGCUGCAUUUUAAGCAUAAUUUGGACAUUCUGUCGUGUUCUUUAUAACCACCGAGUGUUAAACUGUAAUUCAUAAUCAAUGUAACUGAAGCAUAAACAUCACAAGGCAUGUUAUGUCAUUGUUUUCAGGUACCAAGUUCUUACUUGAGUAUCAUAUUGUGUUAACAGCAACACUGUAACAUUUACUAAUUAUUUUUUUAAACUUCAGUUUUAUUGCAUUUUCACAACAUAUCAGACUUCACCAAAUAUAUGCCUUACUAUUGUAUUAUAUUACUGCUUUACUGUGUAUCUCAAUAAAGCACGCAGUUAUGUUACAAAAA
Molecule: messenger RNA, 13652 nt
Organism: Ochotona curzoniae (black-lipped pika)
Lineage: Eukaryota; Metazoa; Chordata; Mammalia; Lagomorpha; Ochotonidae
Gene: DMD
Product: dystrophin
Exons: 79
Coding region: 109-11121 (3670 amino acids)
Biological process (GO): synaptic signaling
Cellular component (GO): plasma membrane
Molecular function (GO): zinc ion binding; protein binding
Source: RefSeq, a predicted model, not a curated record